AUGGUGUCUAAUCCACCGCAUAUUACAACACAAAGCGUAGGAAUAUCAGAUAAACAAUCAGCAGCUGCUUCUGCCGCGCGGUUUGCUGGAUACUCUUCAUUCUACACAUCGCCUUCUCAGAAUGCGACGCCAUGUUCAAGUGCUCCACCGCCUCGCCCUGGUAUGCAUACUGUGCCUCGUGUCCCUCCUCCACCUCCACCACAUCUUGAUAAUGGUUUUGCUCGUCCGCCGCUUCAGUUUUCGUUCAAUGGUCGAGGUCCACCGCCGACAAUUCGGCCACCUCUUCGUCCUAAUGUCAACUGGACACCGUCUUCUUCUUCCUCGUCUCAGUGGCAGUGGAGCCAUGGAAGUAGUACAAAGACUUUUUCUUCUGUGCCUCCUGUAAAUAUGAGCCCGCAGACAUGUGGACCUCCUCGUAUGAGCUUUGGACCUCCUCCUAGCGCUAUCACGGCGUCAGAUUCUGCAGCUCCAGCUACUGCAUCGGCUAUGGUUGGAAACGCCAAGUGGCCUGAAUCGCUACAUAAUUAUGUGAAGCGAGCUUUUGGUCGCUGCAAGGGAGCGGCGGAUCAAGCAAUUACACAGAACUUUCUUAAGGAGUCGAUUACUAAUGCUAUCAUGUCAAAUAGAGACACGUCGACAGCGGCUAUGCAAACCAAGGUUGGAAUGGGGGAACCUAUGGCUGAAGCGCAUGACCCUUCUGGCAAGAAAAAGAGGAAGAAGAACAAGCGCAAACACGACGGCGUUGAGGUGGAUGAAGUUGAUAUGCAGCGUAAAAAUAAGAGAAGAGAACGAUUUCAUAUGACUCAGCAGGAACUCAAGCGUUUGGUAUCCCCCGAGGUAGACACGAAAAAGCUGCAGGUUUUGACCCUUGAUGGGGAUCUAGAUCUUGCAGCCAUGGUCAUUAAAGGUACUAAUCAGACGGUUGAAAAGGAAUACUUGCGAUUAACUUCUCCCCCGCAUCCAUCAACGGUGCGACCAGAGCCAGUGCUACACAAGGCACUGGAGCUCGUCAAGUCGAAGUGGGCGAAGGGUAAUCAUGAUUAUAUUUAUGCCUGUAGCCAGCUCAAGUCCAUUCGACAGGACUGCACGGUUCAGCAUAUCAAGAAUGCGUUUACCGUGUCUGUAUAUGAAACUCACGCCCGGGUAGCGCUUCAGUCCGGUGAUAUUAACGAAUUUAAUCAGUGCCAGACGCAGCUUCACGAAUUGUAUGAGAAGCUAGUCCCGGGCGAGGCGAUUGAGUUUCUGGCGUAUCGCAUUUUGUAUUGUGUCUACGUGUCUCUGCAGUCCAAGAAAGGGGACUCAAAUGCGGGUCAGCUCGGCAUGUACAAUGUGCUGGGCAUAGUAACACCUAAGCUACGUUCCCGCCCAGCGAUUGCCCACGCGCUGUCAGUGCGCCAGGCAGUCGCUAUGAAUGAUUAUCAUCGUUUUUUUAAACUCUUUGUAGGUGCUCCGAAUAUGGCAGGUUACCUGAUGGACGUGAUGGUUCCCGCGAUCCGGCUGAGUGCGCUUCGAGCUAUGUGCAAAGCGUACCGUCCAACUAUCUCGAUGCAGUAUAUUUGUAAUGAGCUCAAGCUUGAAGGCAAGACAGGAAAAGCAUUUAUCCGUCAGUCUGGUCUCGCGUUCGUUCAAGGAGACAAGUCGCGCGUUGAUACAAAGGCGUCAAACAUCGUCUGGGCACUAUGUAACGAGUCAUCGCUUAUUUAG
This is a messenger RNA of Peronospora belbahrii, 1704 nucleotides long. The record is from the annotation of a GenBank genome assembly. NCBI's taxonomy places the organism in Eukaryota, Oomycota, Peronosporomycetes, Peronosporales, Peronosporaceae.